GGAGCGGUUGUUUCGAAUGGUCACGGUACAGGAAUGAAUUGUCAUAUUUUAUUUGUUUUCAAAGUUGGCCAUUCUGUACAACGAAAACCUAAACCUGUUAAUGGUCGGACACAUCAUUGGAGGUGUUAUGUAGACAGUUGGAAUCCACGUUAUCCUUUGUCAGCAUUUGUGAAGAAAGUCACUUUUAAACUACAUAGUACAUUUGAAAAUCCGAGACAAGGUGUCCGCUUGAGGUUGUUUUAUGUAUAUAUGUAUGUAUAUGUCAUUUAGUUCUAGUCACUACACGUAGAUAGGUAGGAAAUUUACUCUGUAUUUACGUUUUGAAAUCCUUAUUACUCCUUAGCGAUUAAUGUUUCUUGGAUUGUGGGGGCAAAGUUAGAUCCAAUCGUUCCACAUCUUAUUGUUUUCACAUUCUCACGACAAAUUUCCACUGUUUGCAAGUAUAUUUAGUAACCAAAGAAUUCUCAAUAGUGAAAUAUUGUUUGAUUUGUUGAGAGAACUAAACUUUCAGUAUUCGGUUAUGAGUGUCUUUACGUACUUUGGUGCUAGCGAAAUACCAAUGUCAAGGCUUCAGGUAGAGUUUCGAUAAAGAGGAACCAAUCAAUGUAGUUGCGAAUUCUCGGUAACUGAAUCAUCUGAGAUAUUUAUCCGCAUCUGAUUAUGGGUUAUCUCGAUUCACAAUAUCGAAAGUCGUAAUAACGAACUAGUGAAGGUCAGUCCAAGUUACCUCAUCAUUCUAUAAAAUUAAUGACUUUUGAUCUGAACACUGAGUCAGUCAUUUAGUAUAAAAAAAUCAAUGGUCUAAAGUUUUAAGUGAUAUAGCCCAGAAUAGGCUGUAAAUUCACAUCUUGUUCUACAUCUUGAACAUAUUCUGUGUUUAUUUAUUUUUCAUUCGCUUCUCCGUACUAAUGUUAAUAUAUUUCCCCUUUUCUGUUUUUUUUGUUAUGUAUUGAUUCGAUACACACCUGUUUCAGGCUCUAGUUUUUUCUACUCGUCUGUUUGAACUGAAAAUGUAUAGAUUAGCCCUGAUGCUCAUAGGUUUACUGAAUCCAGCUUUUCACAUUAAUGUAUCCCGUGGUUUUCCACAUAUUGAUACAGGUCCAUAGCUUGAUUCAUAUCUUUCCCUUGGUAUUAACAUGAUAAACUCGGAAGCCCUAUCAUGCAUGAGCAGUGUUCUAAAGAAUAUUGCAGAUUGUAAUCCGCUAUACAUGCCACACCCUAUAGAAAAAUAUCACUGUAUAUACUCGUCCCUUAAUCACAAUAUGUUAGUACUUAUUAGCUUGAAAAAUAAAGUUCUUAAUCCACCCUAUCCCACUAAUCAUUAUCGUCUUAUAAGAUCAUUUACACGUUUUAUUCGAGUGAAAAUACCCUAAGCCUAGCUGGUCUUGACGUUUGAGCCAAUUCAUCUACAUCUAUUCAUUUAGGUUGAUGAAUUUGUUGAACACAUUCAAUCGGUAGUUGAUGACAAAAUAACGUAUUUGAGUUCAACAUUGAAUUGGUGUGAGAUUGUAGCAAAUAGCAUAUUGCUUUACGAUAAUAUUACUCACACCUUUAAUAUAUGAUAAAAUUAGCUAAGAUGACGUCUUUUUUGUCCUGUUUUAAAAUUCUAAUUACUUUUACACAAGAUUUCAUUGUGUUCAUGGAGUAAAUUCUCGAUUCCUGUCAACUAUCAUAUGUUUAACUCCUUUAGUUAGGUUAGAGUACAAUGCACCACUUCUACAGUAUCAAGGUUUAGUAGGAUGUCUUAACUUUGGUCAUUGAUAAACUUAAUUACAUGCCGUUUUUUUGAUAGUUGUGCGACAAGCUCCGUUCGCUAUAGAAGAAGAUGGUUUUGGAACAUUCCAGCUUCAAAUUGAAGUCGCAUUCCUUGACUGUGUUACUACAUUUUACUAUGAUUUAACACUUUUCGAUCAGAAUGCUUUACACACAUAUCGUACGAUACAAAUGGAUCCCGCUCCUGAAGAUUGGAGUAAACUCAUUCAACUUGGAGGAGUAAGUUAGUUGUAUGAUUUGUUUGAGUUGUAAAUUUUAUGAUCAUUAGUUUGUUUUAAUUCUUUUCUGGUAUAUUAGCUUAAAUACUCCAUAUAUUGUGUGUAUUUGUGCUUCAGUAUGCCACGCAAAGUAAUUAUUUGUAUAAUUCUGAUAAACUCAACUUUAUUCGUUUUAUUUUUUAUUCAUAUUAGAUGUUAGUCCAAGUCAGUCAGCAAUGUCAAAACUGAGACAUAUAUGUAUUCGUUCAAAUCACUACACCAUAUCAUUACAGCUUAACAUUAAAAACAAAUAUAUUUGAAGUAGAUUGUUUACGAGUAAUUUACCAUCGCAAUGUGAACCAUUGUAAAGUAUCAGUCUUUCACCAUAUUUCUAUACUUAACAAAUAAACUAGUCAUAAUCGUAUAAGUACAGGUGGUAGUAGUGAAACAAUUCUAAAUGAAGUGAAACAAUAUUUUGUAUUUUCUUUUUUUCGUAUUGGACAACUGAUAUCGAAAUAUUAUUGAAUCAUAAACGUAUUACUUGAUUUUCAGAUAAAAAAAGUAUUUGUUUAGUACAUUUACUACUUUCUUAGCGGUCGUCCAGAUUUUUAACCUUCUUAUCCGUUUUUAAGAGGUUAUUAAUUAAUUAAUAAUAACUUUCGUCUAAAUUCGAUCGAAUAGUUUCACAGUAUUUGGGUGCCGAGUUAAUAUGAGACAUUAAAGAGGAAGAAUGUAUUUGUAAAACCUCAGCGAAUGAAUUUCGAAGUAAAUCCAACGUUUCGCCUGGCAAUCUGGUCCAAACUUUUUCAAGGAAAUAUAAUCAAACAUUACAAUUAUCGAAUAUAAAUAGAUACAUGGUUCUCUGGUUCACUGUACUGAAAAGACCAUCCAAUCAACGUUAACAAUGUUUAAAGUAUGUAUCUACAAUAGUGUGUAAGAGACGUGUGGUGUGAAAACGAAAAGUGUUAAGAUAACAGAUUGUGUGUAAGUGAGAAGAAAUUUAAUUCACUAUAUAUUGUCUUCGGCCAGUGAAUAUUAAGAAAACAUAUAAUUUUCUAUAUAUGAUAUGAAUCAAAAAUGUCACAGCAUUCAUUAAGUGAAAAUAAAUAAACAAGAUAAAAGAAUGAAUUCAAAGAGAAAGAAUGCAUUUGUAAUUGAAAGUUUGUGUUAUUGUUAAAUUUCCAGUCAACUGUUUAACAUAUUCAGAUAAGAUAACUGAUUUGAACCGUUGAAUGUUUUAUCUGUUAAUUAGUUUAAUGCAAUAUAGAUAGAAUGGAAUAAGGAGUUCAGGUUUACUUAAUAAUUAUUAGUUGCCAUGAGGCAGCUAGUUGUAUUCCAUCUCUCCUAUUAAUACUGUUUGGAUUAGCCCAUAUAUGUAGGGCUUCAGCUGUUAGUCUUUCUUUCUAAGAAUUAAAGCCUUUUUGAAAGAUUCUUGUGCCAUUCAAAUCACUUGUAUGACCCGAUUCUAUCGAGUGUAAUGCUAUCACUAAUUUGUUCUCGAGUUUUUUUUACCUCAACUGAAGAUUUCGGAAUGUGCUUCAACCAUAGUUUGUGUUCUUUCACCCUCACAUUCAGUCGGAUUUACUUCGAAUUUCAUUCGCUGAGAUUUUACAAAUACAUUCUUCCUCUUUAAGGUUAUUAAUUAAGUUGAAAACAAUCAGUUCUCCAUAUAUGUAUUAAUCAAUUACUGUGUCAGUAUCAAUGAUUAUAGUAGAAUUUCUAUCGUUCUUUAUUCAGUAGUAAUUCUAACUUAGUCUUAAAAACAAACUGUAUUAUUUCUUUGACCCUUACACAUGUAAAGUGUGUGUGACUCAUUAAUAAGAUGAUGAUACACAUGAUAGUAUUUUGUCUUUAACUUGUUUUUAUUUAUCCAUGUUCACCCCUAUAUUCUGAUAGUAUUUUCUUAUACAUUAGUUUAAUCUACAUUUUAAAUAAAAUUUUGCAACAUCGAACAUCUUGUGUAGUUUUCACGAGUAUUUAAAAAACGAUCAUAUUAUUUAUUUCAUUGAAUAAUGAGAGGUGGUUGAUUAGGUGCUCUUUUUUCUGUAUUGUUUAACCUUAAUGAUUGUUUAAAUUGUUUCCAUAAAUUAUUCAUGUGAGAAAAUGUCAAUGAAAUAACCUUUUAGACUGAUAUCGAAUGCUUCAUCUUUAAAAAAAACAACUAAUGCUUAUCAAAAUGUAAUACCGGCAAAAAAUUCAUAAUUUGGUCUGCAAUUAUUUAUCGCCUAAGAAGAAUUUGUGCUAUAUAACUAGAUGGUUACCGAUAUGUUUUUUUUCAGUAAUAGAAACUUCCUGCAAAGAAUUUGAAUGACUAAUAUCUGUAAACUUGCACUUGUAUAUAGAAGCUAAGUUAUGUGGCUUAAGUUGUUUAAAAAUACUUUUAUAUAGUAACUGAUUAUCAUGAAUCAGUUCAAGUCGAAUAAUAAUUAAGUUUAUCAAUUCACUGGACAUCGUUUCCUUAUUUUUACUAACUUUAGGAAUGUUUUUAUUAUGUGUAAUUUUUGUGUUUUUUUCUUUUUAGAACUAAUUAUUUUCAGUUAAGUAUUGAUGAUCAUAAUUUUUCGUUUUCAUUUUUCCCUACUUUGAGUAAAGACUUUACUGCAACACAAGAUGAAUGGAGUUCGUUUAGUGAUCAUUGAUAAAACAAGUGUGUAUGACAUAUAUAACGUAUAGUACAUUUUAUUCUACGUUUUCUGUUUUGUUUUAUAUGGUUGACAUUAGAUCGCUAUUCCACGGACAUCAACUCAAUCUACUGUACAUGAGAUCGUUCAAACUAUUCAGUCAUACUCUGACCUAGAAUCACUUCAUCCAUUUUCGUUCUAUCCAGAAUUGGAACCAACUACAAAAGCUGUUAGCAAAGAUAAAUCGUUUGCUUAUACAAAUCAAAGCAAAGUGCAAAAUUAUCAAGAGUCCGAUGUAUAUCCAAACUCAAAAGUAUUGGACUACAGCUCAAAUUAUCAAACUUCACAUUAUGAUGAAUUAGUUAGAAAAUCACCGGAAAAGCAUAAUUUCAUAAUGGAUUCAAAUGUUAGGCAUAGUUUACCAGUAUCAUCUUCAUCCUCUUCGGAUCGAUUAUUGACAAAUCAACAUCUACCACAAAAACAUAAAAAGAAAUUACAAUUAUUACAUGAAGCGCAAUUAUUAUUGGAAAAAGCACAACAGAGUAGAAAUUGGGCACCGGUAAUCUCUCCACCUCCACCACCACCUGUGCAACCACUUAUAACUGGAACUAUAAAUAGUCCUGAAGAUAGUCAUAUACCUUCACCGAAUCUAUCUACGUGGUCUUCACAAUUAAGUCCAUCAAGAUCAAGUUCACACGAUCCGACUGAUGUACUGAAUCAUCAUCAACAUAAUCUAUCCUAUGAAAAUCAAAAAUCUCCUGUUGCACAAUUUCAUGAGGAACCAAUUGUCGAUCCGCCAUUCAACAAAUCUCCAAGAUCUGACUCGACUAGGUUAGUAUCUAUGGUUGGCUCUAGUCAAGAUAGUUCUGGUCCUAAACAACGUAUUGUAUUAAAAUUAUCACGAUCGAGUUGUGGCAGUCAGUUGUCUGUUUCAUCUUCACAACCACUCGAAGGUGAAUCUAUGGAGAGAUCGGAAAGAAAAAAACGUAAAAAAGAAUCAAAGAACGAACGUCGUAGUAAGAAUUUGGGGAGCUCGCCUACAAAACAUUCGUCUGAAUGUCAUAAUACUACUGUAGUGACUACUACUAAUACCACUAAUGUUUAUACUUUGAAUAAAGAUAUAAUUAAUACUGUCACAAACAAGAGUAAACAAGCUGUACAAAUAUUUUCUUCGGAAACAUCACCUUCAUUAUGUAAAAGAAAUUCACCAAGAAAGUAUUCAUCUCAUGAUACAUAUUCAAAUGAUUCAAGUCCUGAAUUAACAUAUAAUUCACGUAAAUCUACACUAAAUAAAAAUCUUAAAAUUUCCUUUGAUAACAACAAUAAUAAUAAUAAUCAGAAAACCUUUGUAGAUGCUGAUGAACACGAUGAUCUAUUUAAAUAUAAUCGAAGAAAUUCAAAUCAACAAUAUUAUCAACAAUAUUCAUCGGUUAAUAAUAUACAACAGGAUACAAAUGAUACAUUUACAUCUGAUAUUGAUUCAUUAUGUGAUUCUGUUAGUCGAUCAACUCAUUCACAUUUACUUCUUAUUGACCAAAAAGAAGAUGAUUAUCAUGAUGAAUCCGGAAGAGAAACUCCAGUGGUUGAUUAUUUUGGUGAUGAAUUUCAACAACAUAAUCAGAAAGAUCAACAACAUUCAUCUGCAUUUUCAUCGUCAACAAUUGAAUCUUCAUUGAUGGUAAGAAAUGUCAAAUAUCCUGAUGAAAUACCUAUUGUUAAUAGUCAAAAUCGUAUCCAAUCAAUUAUUAACAAUGAUACUAAUAGUACUAAUAGAUUAGUUGAUUCAGGAGAACCAUUAACACAUUCAGUUAUUGUUAAUACAAGUAGAGAAUUAUAUGAAGAAUAUAAUGAUUUUACAUCAUUAUCAAAAAAUUGUUCAACUUAUGAACAUUCUAAUGAUCAAGAUGAUACAAAACGAAAUAAAUUCAAUAUAGAUGAAAAAAUCAAAUUAAAACAAUUAAAUAAUAAAUUAAAGCAUAAAAAUUCUUUUAAUUCAUCAAUUAAACUAUUAUCUCAUACAGGCAAGAACCAACUAGAUCUUGAAAGAUCCACUGACUCAACAAUUCGGGUACCACCAGCAGUAAAACAGUUUAAAGUAUCAGAUCAUUCCAAUUCGAUGAAUAAUAAUUGUCAGUCAAAAUCACUUAGUAAUCUCGAAAGUAAUUCAGCAGACGUGUAUAAUAGAAAAAAGCCAGUUGCGAAAAAGUUCAAAUCUCAUGAUAGCUCGUCUUCUUCUUCUUCUUCAUCAUCAUCAUCAUCAUCCUCUUCGUCUUCAACAACAUCGUCAUCGUCAAAACGAUUGAAUAUACCUGCAGUUGAUCAUACUACAUUGUAUGGAAAUUCACCAACCAUUCAUAAAACAAAAGACAAUGAGUUGAAAAAUAUGGGUAAAUUUAAAACAAUUGAAAAGUCAUCAGAACAACGGCAACACUCAUCAAAUAAAAUGCUACCCAGCGAUCAUGAAACAUGGAAAUCAAUGACAGUCUCCGGUACACAUAAAUAUGCUUCAAAAGUUUUAUAUCCCACUGAGAAUAAUAAGCAAAAUAAUAAUGAACAAUCGGUAAUGAGAGAACAGUCAAAUCGAGGACCUUCCAAUAGUUCCACUUCAUUCGACAAAGUCAGUAACGACAGCAAUAACAUUGCAACAUCAACUGUGUCGCGAAUCGAUAAUGACUUUAUUAAUACAGAGUUAUCAUCUCUAUCUUCGGAUUCACCAUGUGAUUCUUCAUCAUCCUCUGUCACUCCACCAAUGUUAUCUGAUGAAACUUUUCAUUUGAUAAGUGUGAACGAAGUUGAAUUCGAUGAAUCUCAAAGUGGUACUGUAAACAACUCAAAAUCAAGUGUAAACAAACCUAUUGCGACUCCGGCUUCUCUACUCUCGGUACGUGGAUCAGAAUCUGUUGUCGUACAGGAGAAAAACGAUACAAAUCCCACCAGUAAAGUAAUCUCAUCUAAUAAUAAUAGUAGCAAGUUGGAAAGAUGUAUGAAUCUCGAUCAUCAGGUUACUUCUGCAAACGUUGACAACGAUAAUUCAGAAUCCACAAAACCCAGUGAUUAUAAUUUGGAAGUUUUAUUCGAUAGAUUAAUUCGUUUACGUGAACCACAUCUAGCUAUUCGUAUGAGUGAAAUCCUGUUAUACUACAUAUCUGCAAAACCACUUGAUUCUUCAGAACGUAAAAAUAAGUCAAAUCUCAGUGCAUCCAAUAGUAAUAACAGUAGUAAUUUUGGCAAGGGUGUAAAAGUGAUACACAAUAACCCUAAAUUGAUUGCAUUUGACCUGCGUAAGUUACCUAAUUCAUGCAUUGAAAAAUUAACAGCUCUUAUUAAAGAAGAUGAAGAUAUAUUUCGAAAACACAAUUUCACAACUCUUUCUAAAUCAAAUGAUAUAAAAAAUAGUAUAUGUAAUGCUAGAAGACCCGUUCUCACUGAAGACGUUUGCCGUAAUGAUAACUUUCAUAAUCCCGAUAGGCGUUAUGAGUGCAGUGAUCAAAGAGAUUCCUCAGGAUCUGGAGAUCCAUAGUAAUUUUACUUUAUGUUUGUGAUAACCCUUCAUCUCUUCGAUAUUAAGACGAUUGCACAUGUAAAGUGAUGCCACGCUUUUCUGCUUUGUACAUUAUGUUUCCGUAUAUACCUGAUUUCUACUUUCUUGUCUUAUCAUUAUUUUGUGCACAGAUACGUGUUUUAGUUUAUUUGCUUUUCUGAAAACAAAACUGUACAUAUACUCGAAGUUUUCAAAGUUUCUUGUACUUUGCUGUUCGUCUAACUUGCUCAAAAUACAUGUCAUUAAAUGAUAUGCAUUCGUAGGAUUUUUCGUUGUAUUUCUGGUUUCCUGCAAUUUUUCACACUUAAUGCCUUACAGCGAAAUCUUAGUGCACAAAGCUCUUUUCUAUCAUACAAAUUUCAUUUCGAGA
Molecule: messenger RNA, 8502 nt
Organism: Schistosoma bovis
Lineage: Eukaryota; Metazoa; Platyhelminthes; Trematoda; Strigeidida; Schistosomatidae
Source: the annotation of a GenBank genome assembly